AUGAAGGCAAUACUCACGGUCACUUUGGUCUUGUUUGGAGUCCGUUUCGGUCAGACCGACUUCAUCAAAAAUUGCCUAACUGAAGGAGAGUCUAUUAAAGACAUAAUCGCAGCGAUGAACGAGAUUCGAGCGUCACAUGCAGAGGAUUAUCAAAUUGCAAACAUGCAUGAAUUGAAAUACGACAUGUCCCUGGAGAAGGAAGCGAGAAAAAUGAAGUCGUGCAAUGAUUUAAAACAUGGUGUCAACUAUCGAGUGGCUUUCUACGGCGAAGGAAAAAGUGAUGCAGUCUGGAAGGAAUUUGUGAAGAACAGUGCUCUGACUGACUCGUAUUCUGAGGCGGACCAUCCACUUUUGACAUUCAUGAUUAAAUGUGAUUUGACAACUGAAUGUGAUGAAAGGAACUUUAUCGUUUUGUUUGGCCCUCGUGGAACACUCUCCCUAUCUGACUUCCAACGAGGACCGCCCGGAUCGAAGUGUACUCAUGGAAAGACUGAAGAAGGACUGUGUAUUGCACCGCCAAAAACUGAAUUAGAGACAACUGCUCCACCCACAUCUAAAAUAGAAACGACUGCCCCACCCAAAUUUAAAAUAGAGACGACUGCUCCGUCCAGAUCAGAUUCAGAGGCGAUUGGUUCUUCGUCUGAAAACAAUGGUGAAGGGAAAUACGACAUGGCCCUGGAAAAAGAAGCGAGAAAAAUGAAGUCGUGUGAUGAUAUCAAACACGGUGUCAACUAUCGAGUGGCUUUCUACGGCAAAAGAGAAAGUCGUGCAAUUUGGCAGGAAUUUGUGAAGAGUGUGAAUAAGUCCUUUUACUAUUUUGAAGAGGAAAAACAUCCAUUCCAGACGUCUGUUAUUCAAUGUAUUUUGACAAGUGAAUGCGAAUUAGAUGCUCGUUGCUCUGGCAAUUCUUUUGAUACGAAAGUACACUCUGUCACUUUGUACGGCUGGCGUGGAACUCUCUCCCUAUCUGACUUCCAACCCGGACUGGCCGGAUCGAAGUGUACUCAUGGAAAGACUGAACGAGGACUGUGUAUUGAAAAUAAUGCUCCCUCCGGUAACACCGACUUCAUCAAACACUGUCUAACUGAGGAAGAGUAUAAAACGUGGUCAGAUCCAACAAUAGAGGGAAACAUGAUCACAUCUCUCAACAAUGAACGAGCGCAUAUUGCAACAAUUUAUCAAAUUGCAAACAUGCAUGAAUUGAAAUACGACAUGGCCCUGGAGAAGGAAGCGAGAAAAAUGAAGUCAUGUGAUGAUUACAAACACGGUGCCAACUAUCGAGUGGAUGACUAUAGAAUAUUAGAAAGUCUUCCAAUAUGGGACGCAUUUGUGAAGAACGUUUCGGAAAACGCAACUAACAUUUGGAUGUAUAAUGAGAACAUGCAUCCACUCCAGACGUCUUUUAUUAAAUGUGAUUUGACAAAUGAUUGUGAUAAAGCAACCGCUUUCACUUUGUACGGCUGGCAUGGAACACUCUCCGUAUCUGACUUCCAACACGGACCGCCCGGAUCGAAGUGCACUCAUGGAAAGACUAAACAAGGAUUGUGUAUUGCUCCGCCCAGAUCUGAAAUGGAGACGACUGGUCCUUCACCCAAAUCUAAAAUAGAGACAACCGUCCCGCCCAGAUCUGACUCAGAGACAACUGCUCCAUCGUCUGAAAAUAAUGGUGGAUCGGAAGGGGCGAACUCUAUUCUUAAAUACGACAUGUCCCUGGAGAAGGAAGCGAGAAAAAUGAAGUCUUGUGAUGAUAUCAAACACGGUGUCAACUAUCGAGUGGCUUUCUACGGCGAAAAAGAAAGUCGUGCUAUUUGGCAGGAACUUAUGAAGAGCAAGAAAUAUCCCUCGGAGUAUUUUCAAGAGGAAGAACACCCACUCCAGACGUCUGUUAUUCAAUGUGCUUUGACAGCUACUUGCCACUUAAAUGCUAGUCGCUCUGGCAAUUCUUUUAAUACGGAAAUGGCCACUAUCACUCUGUACGGCUGGCGAAUUCGUCAUGUCGGCGACGAUUUUGCUGUUCGUUACUCAAACCUGGACGAUCGGAAUGAGUUGGGCGAGCCUUCUGACCAAAGGGAAAUCGAUGGGUCUCAGGAGAAGACGUUUACAGUGGAUGAGGCUGUGGAGGCAUUGGGAUUCGGAAGGUUCCAGUUGAAACUUUCUAUUUUGACAGGGAUGGCUUGGAUGGCCGACGCGAUGGAGAUGAUGCUUCUCUCCCUGAUUUCCCCUGCUUUAGCCUGUGAAUGGGGAAUCUCAUCUGUCCAACAAGCCCUUGUGACAACUUGCGUUUUCAGUGGAAUGAUGUUGUCAAGCACGUUUUGGGGAAAGAUUUGUGACCGGUUCGGGAGGAGAAAGGGAUUAACAUUCUCCACACUGGUUGCUUGUAUCAUGGGAGUGUUAUCUGGAAUGUCGCCUCAUUUUUAUGUUUUAUUAUUCUUCCGUGGACUGACUGGAUUCGGAAUUGGAGGAGUGCCUCAGUCCGUAACCCUCUACGCCGAGUUCCUCCCCACUGCUCAACGUGCCAAAUGUGUCGUUUUAAUCGAAUCAUUCUGGGCAAUUGGUGCAGUUUUCGAGGCUCUUCUCGCGUAUUUCGUAAUGGAGACGUUUGGAUGGAGAGCCCUCAUGUUCUUGUCUUCAUUGCCAUUGGGCGUAUUUGCAGUCGCUUCUUUUUGGCUCCCCGAAUCUGCCCGUUUCGACAUGGCAUCCGGACAUCCUGAGAGAGCACUGGAAACCCUUCAAGCAGCUGCACGAAUGAAUCGAGUACAGCUACCGACUGGAAGACUAGUGUCCUCGACAAAAAUGGGAUCAGAAAGCCGAGGAGAUAUCGCUAAUUUAUUGUCGCCUGAUUUGAGGAAGACCACUUUGCUGUUGUGGUGUAUUUGGGCGAUAACUGCGUUCUCCUACUACGGAAUGGUGCUCUUCACCACUGUCCUCUUCCAGUCGCAUGAUGAAUGUCAUGGAGGACUAUACUCGAAUGGAACUUCUCUAGAAGUAUGUCAUCCGUUGACAAGAUCCGAUUACUUUGAUCUACUAUCAACUACUCUUGCUGAAUUCCCCGGGUUAAUUAUCACUGUGUUGAUAAUUGAAUGGUUCGGAAGGAAGAAGACAAUGGCGCUGGAAUACGCCAUAUUUGCAGUCUUCACGUUCUUGUUGUAUUUCUGUUUGGAUAGAUUCACCGUCACCGUGCUCAUCUUCGUCGCCCGUGCAUUCAUAUCCGGUGCGUUCCAAUGUGCUUAUGUAUAUACACCUGAAGUCUACCCGACUACGUUGAGGGCAGUUGGAUUGGGUACUUGUUCGGCUAUGGCAAGGAUUGGAGCAAUUGUAACACCGUUUAUAGCGCAGGUGGCCUCCGAACACUCCUUAUCCCUACCCAUUGGUAUUUAUGGAACUGCAGCGAUUCUCGGAUUAAUUGCCUCUCUAAGUCUUCCGAUUGAGACAAAAGGAAGGCAAAUGAUGGAUUCCCACUAG
Caenorhabditis remanei is the source of this 3462-nucleotide messenger RNA. RefSeq lists its product as uncharacterized. Lineage: Eukaryota; Metazoa; Nematoda; Chromadorea; Rhabditida; Rhabditidae. Gene Ontology annotation, molecular function: transmembrane transporter activity. Bases 1 to 3462 code for a protein of 1153 amino acids. The transcript has 19 exons. Gene Ontology annotation, biological process: transmembrane transport. The record is from RefSeq and is a predicted model, not a curated record. Gene Ontology annotation, cellular component: membrane.